Messenger RNA from Epinephelus lanceolatus (giant grouper), 2329 nucleotides. NCBI's taxonomy places the organism in Eukaryota, Metazoa, Chordata, Actinopteri, Perciformes, Serranidae. The record is from RefSeq and is a predicted model, not a curated record.
UUCAGACUCACACAGAGGUGUUCCCUCUCAGUCAUCACGUAUGACUCACUAUAAGUGUGUGGGAGUGUAUUUUCCUGCAGAGACUCUGCUCUCUGCCUGGAUUUUUUCAUUUUCUGUGCUCAGGACAUUAAUGGGCGUGUACCCCCACCGUACUCAGGUGAUGCCAGGGCUUGAUAAAAAGGUAGUGACCAUAUGUCAGACUGAAAUCAGCAGGUCUCCAAACAGGAGAGUGAAUCUGGGGUUGGCUUGUACUUUCACUUUCGGUUACCACAAACAAUAACCCCCCCCAAAACUCACACAAACGCAGACGCACACAGACACGCACACCCCCUUGGGUUCCGCCCUUAUAGUCAGAUGGUAUUCAUAGUCUACCCUACCUCGUCCAGUUGUCUUGAACACGUCGUGUCCUCCUGUAAAACUUCAGAAUGAGCUGUUGAUCAUCAGUCUGCCUCGGGCUGCUCCUUGAGCCAUGAAACCACUGUCGGACACUGAAUUACUAGCUUUCCAAACCGCUUAUAGAUUUACAAGAGCUCUGUGUCGGUGUUUUUGCGUCUUUGCCAUGCCUGGACGUCUUUUCCUGGUCGCCGCCAUGCUGUCUUGUUGCGCGGGAGACGUCCAGAAGGUGAGUGCACCAGUGAAGAUCCUGACCUUUACUGGCCAAACGGUCAUCCUGCCCUGCCACAUCAAUGUCAGUAAUGGUGACUUCCCAACAGUGGAGUGGUUCCACAUAAGUGCGGAUCAAAAGAUCGCCCUCGUGUACCGGCAGGGCUGUGAGACCUUUGCGGAGAAGGACCCGGCCUUCCACUUCAGGACAAACCUCUUCAUGAAUGAGCUGAAAAAUGGGAACAUCUCGUUGAGGCUUUCCAACGUGCAGCUCUCUGAUGCAGGAACAUUCAUAUGCAAGAUGAUCUGGAGUGCGCCCCAGGAGAUCGUUAGAAUAGAGCUUGUUGUUGCUGCAGUUUCGGAGCCAAAACUCUCAAUGGUUUUAGAUGCAGGUGAUGACGUGACUCUGCAGUGUGAGGCGAGCUGCUUGUCCCCGCAGCCUGAGAUAACAUUUGUUGAUGCUCAGGGACAGAGCAUCAUUGCUGAAGACCCACAGAUUGAUGAAGAUUCCAGAACGCGGUGUUUCACAGCUACAAGGAGAGCGACUGUGCGGACUGCCAACAGGGUCACCUGCAGAGUUCACCUGCCUGAAAUAAACGAGACGAGGCACAAAGAGAUUCAUGUACCAGAUGGCUGCUUCAAGAGAACAGAGAGAGAGGGCACCUCCUGCACUGCAUUAAUUAUCAUCGCUGUUCUACUAACCACAGUUGUAACUGGAUCAAUCUCAUGUGCAUUAACUUCCCUCCUGUGGAAGAAAUAUGGCGACUCUGUGGGGAGAAGGAAAAUGCGGUUAUCACAAUCAUCACAACAGAGUUCAACACGCAGCAAUGCAGAUGGUCACAACACAAGAAACCAGGCUGAUCCCACUGGAAAUGCCACCACUGAGCAUCUGAGAAGAAUCAGUGAACUGGAGUCGUCUCUUCGUGACAAAGAGGAAAUCAUCUGCCAACUAACUGAAGAACUCAAGGACCUUAGAUCUAAGCGGGGUCCUGUUGUGUGCCAGCAUGACCAACCUACGAUUGACAAAAAUCCUUCCAAAUCCUCACCAGACGUCUCAAAACCCACUAACCUACUCCCAGACCAGUUUCCCCACAACAACAAUCCAAAACCAGCAGCCUUAAUCAGUAGCGAAAAUCCAAAAUCUGUGAAUUUACCCCAGAACAAAGAUUCAAAACCUGGCGUCGCAAUGCGAAUUCCAGCAUCCGGCCUACCGAUCCAAAGAGGCAGUCACAGACACAGCAGUCCUGCCCUUUUGACACAUGGCAGUGCUACGUUGCCAAGUGCUUCUUCAGCCUUGCCUUCAGAGGAAACGCAUGUUGUCCGUUCGAUGAGUAUGUCUGAGUCUCGGCCUCGUCAAAACAGUUCCAAGAUCCAGCGAAGAUACACCACCUCAGCCAUGUCUUAUAACCGCUUUAAGGUUCUGGCAAAUUUGCCAGAAGAUGAUUCAGAGCCGUUGCUGUGAAUGAGAACAAAGAAAAACUGUGAUCCGUUGUUUUUGCAAGCGUAAAAAGACCUGCUAGUGUGUAUAGACGGGUGUAGACGUUUAAAACAAACAGUCUCUGCACACUUAAAGUGAUUGAGGUUUCUGGUCUUCAAACCUUGUGUGAUCCUAGAUUGAGAUCUAAGUUUCAAGUUCCACAUCAACGACAUAAUGAAACUAGAAAAGCACUCAGAGUGCAGACCUCCGCCAAGUAGGUGAUAUUCCCCCCCCGCAUCAGAUUUUGCA